CGUCCCUGGUCCUGCUCCUCGCAGCCUCCUGCUCCAUCUCUGCGGUCACUGUGUGUGAGCGGAGGGGGAGCGCAGAGAGAGGGAGCUGGUGUCUUCUCUGCCAGCAUUUGCAUCAGCUGCGUUUCAGAAGAAUCCCGGCUGCCACAGCCGUGCGGUCAUCCAGGGAGCGGGACGCUCAGGGCAGAUGAAGGGAUGGGAAAAGAGGCUGCUGUACUCCAUGGGAAGUGCCUCAGCAGUGUUCAGAAGGUACAGUGAUUGAUUUCCAGUAUGAAGCUCAGCAGUGGGAGCAAAAUCAUUCCCAUCCUCAAAGACAGCAGCAGCAGCAGCAGCAGCAGCAGCAGCAGACAGCGGCAUCAGGGAAAUAUUCUGGUUCAGAUUUGCUCAACUGGCAUCACAGGCAGGACACAGAGAAUCCCUGCAUCCUCGUCAGAUGUAGGAUGAACCAGCAGAGCAGCAGUAAAACAUGUAUGUGUUGACGUCUGUCCAAACAUCAUGCAAAACUGAGACUGAAUUUAGUUGCGCGGGAUGUGACUGAAGACUCGGUGAACCUUCUGACAAUCCCAGCGUCGCCCUCUGGACCUACAAGACAACAUUUGACCUAAUUUUCAACCCUCGUACUUUCUGACCGCGCUCCCUGGCUUUGAAGGAUGGGUGAUGGGCCUGUGACUGACCCCGCCCGCCUGCCCCGUCCUACCCUUCAAUGGAGCCGACGUGGAACUCCUCCCACACGACUCCGCAGCCCGUCUCCAACGUGUCCGCCCUGUCGCUGCCCGAAGGCUGGGCUCUGUCCCAGGCGCUAGCCCUGCUAGCGAUGCUGCUCAUGGAUCUGCUGGCUGUGGUGGGCAACGUGGCUGUCAUGGCAGUCAUCGCCAAGGCCCCGCAGCUCCACAAGUUUGCCUUUGUCUUCCACCUGUGCGUGGUGGACCUCCUGGCAGCCCUGGUGCUGAUGCCGCUCGGCAUGCUCUCGAACCGGGCCUUCUUUGGUGAGGCCUUGUGCCGGAGCUACGUCUUUCUUAGCGUGUGCCUAGUCAGUGCUGCCAUUCUCUCCAUCUCCGUCAUAAACGUGGAGCGGUACUACUACAUUAUACACCCCAUGCGCUACGAGGUGAAGAUGACUGUCGGUCUGGUGGCUUCGGUGCUGGUGGGGAUCUGGGUCAAAGCUCUGGCCAUGUCUGCUCUGCCGCUGCUCGCCUGGUUCCUGCAAGGCGGAAGAACUCCUCUUCUGGAGAGCGGCGGAGGGGGUGGAGGGGCCAUCCCGCCUCCCCCCACCUCUCAGGGUCACAGGCGCUGCUCCCUCCACUGGACGGGAGGAGGCUCAAACCGCUUAGCCUUCAUGGUCCUUUUCACUCUGGUGUACUUCCUCUGCCCACUGUUGGUUAUCCUCGUCGUCUACUGCAACAUGUUCAAAGUGGCUCGGGUGGCCGCCAUGCACCACGGGCCACUUCCUACUUGGAUGGACACGCCGCGACGGCAGCGGUCAGAGUCGCUCAGCAGCAGGUCCACCAUGGUCACCAGUUCAGGGACGGGGACUGGCACCGACAGAGCCACGCCACACCGACCCUUCGGGGGAGGAAAGGCUGCCGCCGUGUUGGCGGCUGUAGGUGGGCAGUUCCUGUGCUGCUGGCUGCCCUACUUCACUUUCCACCUGUACUCAGCUCUGGCUGCCAGUCCACCCGCCGCGCUGGCCUCUCUGGAAGAGGUGGUGACCUGGAUCGGCUACUUCUGCUUCACCUCCAACCCCUUCUUCUACGGCUGCCUGAACAGACAGAUCCGCGAGGAGCUCGGCAAGCAUCUCCCUUGCCUGUUUCGCAGAUCUGGGGUCGAAAUGGAGGACAGACUGCCGAGCCGUGACGGGUCCAUAGAGGAGAACUUUCUUCAGUUUCUUCAAGGCACUGCCUGCAACCUGGACCCUCAAAACUCUCGCAGCACUUCCAGCCCGAAGGGGGGAGAGGCCUGCUGCCCUGUUACUCAAUGCCAACCCACUGAGAUAGCACAACCCAUUCCUAUUGAUUUCCGCAUCCCUGGGCAGAUUGCCGAGGAGACUUCAGAGUUUAUUGAGAUCGAACAGGCAAAAAACAACCACAUAUAUACAGACAAUUAGGCUUUAUGUUGCAAGCAAGCAAAGAUGGAGAGAGUUUCAGAAAAUUCCCUCUUUUUUCACUUUUGUUGAAAGAUGUGACUCGGUUUGACCCUUUAGGUUUUCACUAUAUUUUUCAGCUCAUAGUGACAAACUUAUGGUGCCUCGCAAAAGUAUAAAUACCAAUUGAGCUUUUUCACAUUUUUUACAUUGCAACUGAAACGUCUGUGUAUUAUUUAUGCUUCAAAGUGAUUUAUGAAGUGGAAAGAAAAUGUAUAUAGAUUUACAAGUUUUUAUAAACUUGAAAGGAUAUAUAAGUUUUUACAAAUACAAAACUGAAAAGAGUCCACAUGUAUCCCUUUACUAUCCUCCUUUACCCUCAAUUAAAUUGCCUUAAGAUGUCACCUAAUUAAACCAAAGCAAAUAUUAUCCCCGUGUAUAAAUUGAUCUUUGAAUAAAUCUAGUUGAUCUUGAGAGACUAGAGAACAAACAGCAUCAUGCAGACCAAGGAACACAGCAGAAAGGCCAGGAAUAAAAUUGUGGAGAAGUUGAAUGCAGGUCAUGGUGAACAGUUGAAUCAGUCGUCCACAAAUAGAAUAUGAGUAGCAAACCUACCAAGAUGGCCGCCCACCUGAACCAAUGGUUAGCAAUUUUUAUAAAAAGAUUUUGCUUAGAAAAUCAAAAGCAACAUCAUUCUUUUGAAGCGAAAUAGCUUGUUUUCAUAAUACACGCUAUAGGAAAUUUCUUUAUGUUUUUAAACAAAUUGCAAACUGCAAAACAAUUGAAACUGAGAGUUUUACCUUUCAGCAAGAUAUCUACUCUAAACAAUCGGAAAGUUUAGGGUAAAAAUGUUGUGGCUUAAAUUACAGCAUGUUUAAGCAUAGUCAAAGUCCAGGCCUAAUCUGAAUGUGUCUAAAACUGGACAAACAGUGAAAAGACUCAAGGUUAAAAAAGCACCAACUUAGAGAAGCUAAAAACUACGUAUUGUUUUCCAUCCACUUCACAAUUAUGCUCUACUUUCUGUCGGUCUGUCACAUAAAAAUCCAGUAAAAUACAGAACAUUUAGUUGUAAUUUGACAAUUUGUGAAAAAGUUUCAAAAGGUAUCAAUAUUUCUGCAAGAGAUUGUAAAGGAUUGUAUUUCAAACUAUUCCUUCUGAAAAGGGAAAUUUCUAUAAAAGAACUUUGGCUUUAAACACAAACACUCAGCUCAUAACAAUAAUAAAGGAAACCUUGAGAAUUCACACUGAAAGAACCCUUUAAAAAUUUGAAGUCAUAAAUUGUAACAGUAUUCAGAAAUCUAGUUACAUGAAGGGAACAAAAUGGCGCUUUAAGUUGCAAAUGUUUAGGAAAUUCCUCUGUAAUUUUAGGGGAUCAUAUAUAAGGUCUAUGAUACGAAUACAACAUUUUGAAGUCUACUUGGUCUAAAAAAAAGUUGGUUUGGUGAAUUUCUAUGAAAAUUAGAACAAGACAGCAAUAAAAUAAAGUGUAUAUUAGGUAAUUUGGCUUUCAUCUGUUAAUUGAAAAUGCCAGUCCCCAAAUCAGGCCUGGUGGUUUAAUAUUUAAUGGAAGUGGUGCAGAAGCAACGGCUUCCUUUCUUUAAAUAAGACCUUCUUUCAUUUUUUUCUAAGAAAUUAGGUGAGAUUUAAAGCGGCUCCAUUUAGAUUAAAAAAACAUCAUCAGGGUUAUUGAAACUCUCUGCCGUUUAUUAAGCAGGAUAUUUGGGUGUAGCUUUUUAAACAGUAUUGUGUGAGAGCACUGCAUUACAUCCAAAUAGGGUUCUGUUUCUUUUGUUGCUUUAUGUAAUAAACCGUGUUUAUUUUUUGUAUAUGUUUAUGUUGUGCGCGCCACUCAGUGAGUGCAGUUUUUUUAUAUUGUGAACCUCAGCUUUUGACAUUAAACUAAAGAUAAGCAAGACAAUAUUUUUUGUUUUCUUAACAAGUAAGCAGAACUUGUUGCUAUGUUUUUGCCUGUGGACAUUUUUCAGUAAAACCUUUACUUUGGCAACCCGUAUCACAGAGCAUCUGCUUUUUGAAGGUUCACUAGGAAUAAGGGUCUUAAAGUUUCUGGCCUUGACAAUGAAUUCAGCUGGUAUUUUAUAGCUGUUAAGGAUGAAAUAUGUGGACAUGACUGUCAGAAAUAAUCUUUCUUACAUGGAAACAGGGUUUACAUAGUAUUUUCUCAAAGGUUGUUUUAGUGACAAUGCCAGUCAAAAAUCAAACACUUGUUAAGCUUGAUGCUUUCUUUUCAUCAUGACUAAAUAAUAUCCCAAACUGUGAAUGAUGUGUUAUAGGGUUCGCUUUUGUUCAGAGAUCAAUUUUAUGCUGUGACAACAACAACAACAACAAAAAAGAGUAACUUCUACUGUUCUGCAUCAAUAUGAAUGUGUUCAGGGGAAAAGGCCAAACCUUGGGUGGAAGAAAGUGUUGUAAUAAAGACUUUAUAUGUUUGUAAAACA
Messenger RNA from Poecilia latipinna (sailfin molly), 4533 nucleotides. RefSeq names its product probable G-protein coupled receptor 61. Gene Ontology annotation, cellular component: signaling receptor complex; endosome; plasma membrane. Gene Ontology annotation, biological process: G protein-coupled receptor signaling pathway. The transcript is spliced from 3 exons. The record is from RefSeq and is a predicted model, not a curated record. Bases 701 to 2101 code for a protein of 466 amino acids. Gene Ontology annotation, molecular function: G protein-coupled receptor activity. NCBI's taxonomy places the organism in Eukaryota, Metazoa, Chordata, Actinopteri, Cyprinodontiformes, Poeciliidae.